Molecule: messenger RNA, 4233 nt
Organism: Plasmodium adleri (nom. inval.)
Lineage: Eukaryota; Apicomplexa; Aconoidasida; Haemosporida; Plasmodiidae
Product: conserved Plasmodium protein, unknown function
Exons: 1
Coding region: 1-4233 (1410 amino acids)
Source: RefSeq, a predicted model, not a curated record
AUGAAUUUUUUAUCCUCUAAUAAAAACAAUAUAAGAAGUACGAAAUCUGAAGUAAUAGCUAAGGUAAAGGUUGAUAAUAAAAGUAAUAAUAAUGAGAAUUAUAUAAAUGAGGAAGUUGGAAGUAUGAGAUAUAAUAAUUAUAACAUGAAUAGUAUGAAUCGUAAUAAUAGUAAUCAUAUGAAUAAUAAUGUGAAUAAUAAUGAUAAUGAUAUUGAUCAGCAUGUUAUGAAUAAGCAGCAUAUUAAUAAUAAUAACAAUUUAAAUUUUAUAAUUGAUGAUAAUAAUAUAAAUAAUCAUAAUGACAUUGAUAAGAGGUCUGAAAUAUAUUAUUCUAAUAAAGCUUAUGAUCCUGAAUAUUUAUAUAAUAGUAAUAAACUUUCAAAUAAUAUAAAAAUAACAAGAAAUCAUACGUCAACACAUAGAAUGAUAUCUCCACGUAGAGAAUCCAUAAAUAUAUUUUCAUCUAAAAUAAAUAGAACUUCUAAUAUAUAUAGAAAUUAUGAUGAUAAAUUAUCAUAUGCAUCAUUAUAUGCUUCAAAUAAUAAAAAAAAAAAUACUUUAGAUAAAAUAUCCAUUCCAGAAUCUAAUGAUAGUUUUAAAACACAAACAAAUUCACAAAUUGUUGAACAGUCUAUUGAAUUAUUAAAACAUUUAAUGAAUCAGGAUCGACGUAGUAUUUCUUCCGUACAUGAAAGUGAAAGGAAAAAUAAACUCAUGUAUAAAUUAAUUGAUAAUAUGAAAAGACAUGGAGAUAAAAACGAACAUUCUCAUAAUAAUAAUAAUAAUGAAGAGUAUAAUAACUCCAUAGAUUUGUAUAAAAAAAAAAUUGAUAUGUUAAAUUUAAAAUUCCUUAAGUUAAAAAAUGAAUAUACUCAUGCAAAUAAUGAAAAUAUUAUUCUAAAAAAACAAAUAAGAUGUAUGAAAGAUAAUUAUCAUAUAUUAAAUCAGAAAAGUUCAACUGUCUCUUUUUCUAGAGACCUUUCACAAACACGUCAACAGAAUGAACCUAAAGAUUAUCAUCAACAAGAUUUAGAUACAUCAAAUGAAUAUUCCAAGGUUAAAUAUAAUAAUGAUAUACAUGAUGUUAAAAUUAAUAAUAAAUCCAUGAGUCAUAAUCAUAAUAAUAUAUUAUCAUCAUCAUUAUCUUCUCCACUUUCUGGUAAUAAAAAAAAAAAUAUUCCUAAUGAAGAAAACAAUGAUUAUUAUUCACAAACGUUUAUAGACCCUUCAGAAAAUAACAAUAAUAAUAAUAUUAAUAUUAAUAAUAAUAGGAGAAAAACUUAUACAGCAUCUGUUCAUUUAAAUAGAGCAUCUAAUAAUACUUUUUUACCAACUAGUAAUAAAGUAGAUGAAAAUUAUAUAAAUAAAAUAAGGGAAGAAAUAAAAUUAGAAUUGACACAAGAAAUAACAAAUAAGUUAGAAAAAAAAUAUAAUGAACAAUUAUCUGAAUUAAAAAAAAAAAUGGAAAGUGAAGUAAAACUUUCAUCCUCCAAAGAAUUGAUUAAAAAUAAAGAUACUUCAGAAAAUACAUAUAUGUAUGAAAAAGGAAAAAAGGAAAUGAAAAAUUCUAUUGAUAAUCUUUUUAAUAAUGUACAAAAAGAAGUAGAGGAACAAAUUAAUGAUAUAAUAAAUGAUUAUAAAAAUAAAUUUACAGAUACUUUUAAACAGUUUUUAAAUAAUAACAAUCAUCAGAAAGAGAAUGACCAACAAGAACAUCUUCCUAAUGAUGAAAAUGGAAAAGAGGAAGACAAAAUAAUUCCUGAUGAAUUAUUUAAUGAUAAAAUUAAUGAAUGCUUAAAUUUGCUUGAUAAAAUUGCUCAAGGAAAUAAAGAAAAGGAUAUAAAAAAAGCCGAAGAAAACAAAAAUGAAACAAUAAAUAUAAUUAAUUCUUUGAAUACAAUUAAUGAAGAUAUGAAUAAUAUAGAUGAUUUAAUAUAUAAUAUUAAUUCAACUAUUAAUGAAAAUAAUAUUUUAAACAAUGAAGAGGAUGAUUAUCUAGAAGAUUUAAAUAUUUUAAAAAAAAGGCGUUCCAAGAGUAUAGAAUCUGUCGGAUCAGAAAAUUUUGAAGAAUGGAAAAAAAAGCAAGAAUUAUAUUCAACCAACAAUAUAAAAGAACAUAAAUUAUGUUUUCAAGUUAUAGAAACAAACGAAGAAGAAUAUGCACAUGAACUAUCUGCUAAUGAUUUAAAAAAUGUGACUGAUAAUGUGCAUAAUAAUGAUAAUAAUUUUAAUGACGAUUAUAAUAAAGAUUCGACUUAUAAUAAUGAUCAAUUAAUUAAUUCAUUUAUAGAUGAAAAAAUACAAAAUGUGACAGAAAUGUUUAAGAUGGAUAACGUAGUAGAUGAUAAAAAAAAGUUCGAUGAGGAAACAAAUUAUGAUAUACAUAAAAAGAAUAAUAUAAAUGAAAAUGAAGAAUUAAACACUGAUGAAUUGAAUAUGAAAAUAUCUAUAAAUGGCGAAGAUAUGGAUAAAAUAUGGGAUGAUAAUAAAAUAAAUGGUGAUAAUAAAAUAUGUGAUGAUAAUAAAAUAUGUGAUGAUAAUAAAAUAUGUGAUGAUAAUAAAAUAUGUGAUGAUAAUAAAAUAUGUGAUGAUAAUAAAAUAUGUGAUGAUAAUAAAAUAAAUGGUGAUAAUAAAAUAUGUGAUGAUAAUAAAAUAUGGGAUGAUAACAAAAUAUGUGAUGAUAAUAAAAUAUGGGAUGAUAACAAAAUAUGUGAUGAUAAUAAAAUAUGUGAUGAUAAUAAAAUAUGGGAUGAUAACCAAAUAUAUGAUGAUAACAAAAUAUGUGAUGAUAAUAAAAUAUGGGAUGAUAAUAAAAUAUGGGAUGAUAAUAAAAUAUGUGAUGAUAACAAUAUAUGUGAUGAUAACAAUAUAUGUGAUGAUAACAAAAGACAUGAUGGUGAUAUAAUAAAUUAUAAUGAAGAGGAUUAUGGUUCCCCCAUUAGGGUAGAUGAAAAUAAUGAGAAUGAAAAAGACAAAAAGAAAAGUAAAUGGAAAAGUUUAUUUUCAAGUAAAAAAACAAAGAAGAAAAAUUUAAGCGAUAAUUUUGGUAAUGAUACAGAAUUAUGGGCAAAAAGUGAAAAUUAUGAUAAUAAUAAUAAUAAUAAUGUUAAUUAUUUUAAUAAUGAUAUUAUUGAUAAUAUUAAUAUUGAUAAUUCGUAUAAUAUUAAUAAUAAUUAUAACAGCGAUUAUAAAAAUAAUCUUUUUAAUAAUAUGAAUAAUGUAUCAACAAAUAUACAUAUUGAAAAAGGUGAAAUGAACUUAAUUAGAAAUGAUAUAAAUAAUAAUGAAGAUGCAGAAAAAGAUAAAGUUAAUUAUGAAUAUUCAAAUAAUGUUUUUAAAAAUUGUAAAGAUAAAUUAUCAACUGAUAUUCAUAAUAAAACGACCCCACUUGAAUUUAAUUAUAAUGGGAAUAAUUAUUAUAAUGACAAUAAGAAUACACAAAAUAAUAUUAAUAAAUAUAAUAAUGUUAAUUCAAAUAUAAAUACAUUUAAUAAUACAUAUAAUAAUACAUAUAAUAAUUCAUAUAAUAAUAAUAAUAAUAGUCCUUUUGGUUAUGAAAAUAAUAAUGAAAGGACAGAACAAAAUUUUAUAAAUUCUUCUAUUUAUUCAUAUAAUACAAAUAUGAAUAAUCAAGAAGGAUACAAUGACGUUUCUUCUUCUACUGCAAUAUAUAAUAACAUAAAUAAUAUGAAUGUUCAUAUGAAAAGAAAUAAUUCAGUACAUAUAAAUAAUCAGGUUGUGUUUAAUGAAUAUGAACAAAUGAAUGUAGAAAAUGUAAAUUUCAAUUCACAAAAUGUAGAAAAUAAUUUGAACAUAUAUAAUAAUAAUAAUAAUAAUAGAAGUUAUACAAAUUAUACAAAUUAUACCAAUAAUAUGAAUGAUGAAAAAAAUAAUCAGUAUAAUUUAUUUUACAAUAUUAAUAAUGGAGACAACAACAACAAUAAUAAUAAUAUUAAUUACAAUAAUAAUAAUUACAAUAAUAAUAGUAUCAAUUUUCAAAAUGAAUAUAAUCAUAUACGCUUUGAUGAUAAUUCAUCUUCACAUAUAACACAACACCCAUAUAGUAAAACCUCAAAUAUUAUGAGAAUAAAUACAACGGCAUUAAAUACAAGUAAAAAUUAUACAAGCGAUUUAUAUCAAACAAAUAAAAGUAGAUUAUCAACAAAAAGUGAAAUACACUAUAAUUCAUUGAAAUCUCAAAAAAAGAAAAACCUUGAAGACCUUUUUUCUUAA